GCGCUGUGGGCCCCUUCCCGGAAGGCGGGGCGGGUGGGCGGAUUUGAAAGGACCUGUCUGCCUCUGUCAUUUUUUUUUCUCACUUUUAGGGUUUUGGCCAAAUUGGGCGAGGGCACAAAAUAACCACUUACCCCUUCUCACCGAGGAAGAGCGGGAGAAAGGGCAUGGCACAGUCACAAGGCUGGAUGAAAAAGUACUUCAAGGCCUUUUGUAAAGGCUUCUUUGUGACAGUGCCUGUGGCGGUGACUUUCCUGGACCGGGUUGCCUGUGUGGCAAGAGUGGAAGGAGCGUCCAUGCAGCCUUCUUUGAAUCCUGGGGGAAGCCAAUCGUCAGAUGUGGUACUUUUGAACCACUGGAAAGCAAGGAAUUUUCAAGUUCAACGUGGUGACAUUGUAUCAUUGGUGUCCCCUAAAAACCCAGAACAGAAAAUCAUUAAGAGGGUGAUUGCUCUUGAAGGAGAUAUUAUAAGAACCAUGGGACACAAAAACCGGUAUGUCAAAGUUCCCCGUGGUCACAUCUGGGUUGAAGGUGAUCAUCAUGGACACAGUUUUGACAGCAAUUCUUUUGGGCCGGUUUCCCUGGGACUUCUGCAUGCCCACGCCACACACAUCCUGUGGCCUCCAGAGCGCUGGCAGAAACUGGAGUCUCUUCUUCCUCCAGAGCGCUCACCCGUGCAGAGUGAAGACCAGUGACAUCCAGGCCCCCCUGAGCUGCUGGCCUUGGGGCUGGAAGAGCAGGGUCCAAGAGGAACCUCGGAGGGGAAGAGCCCCCACAUGGCGGCGCUGUGCCAGAAACGUUUACCUCAUGUGGAGGAUCUGUAUUCUUAAGGAAAAAUUAAAAAUCUUGAACAGUAGUAAGUGACACUCGAUUCUGUGUUAACUGUUGGUGCCCUGUUGUUU
Messenger RNA from Fukomys damarensis (Damara mole-rat), 899 nucleotides. It is a transcript of the gene Immp2l, whose product is annotated as inner mitochondrial membrane peptidase subunit 2. Gene Ontology annotation, cellular component: membrane; mitochondrial inner membrane peptidase complex. Lineage: Eukaryota; Metazoa; Chordata; Mammalia; Rodentia; Bathyergidae. The record is from RefSeq and is a predicted model, not a curated record. Bases 165 to 692 code for a protein of 175 amino acids. Gene Ontology annotation, molecular function: serine-type endopeptidase activity. The transcript has 6 exons. Gene Ontology annotation, biological process: mitochondrial respiratory chain complex assembly.